Molecule: messenger RNA, 999 nt
Organism: Pseudomassariella vexata
Lineage: Eukaryota; Fungi; Ascomycota; Sordariomycetes; Amphisphaeriales; Pseudomassariaceae
Product: Spherulation-specific family 4
Exons: 2
Coding region: 1-999 (332 amino acids)
Source: RefSeq, a predicted model, not a curated record
AUGAAGUCUCUUUUCGCCUUGCAGUUCUUGGCCACUACGGCUCUUGCUAGAACUGAGGUCAUGCUUCCUCUCUACAGCUCCCCCAUCGACGGAAAUCUAAACCUAGCCACAUCACUCGACUGGCAAGCCGCAAUCGACACCAUCAAUUUCCACCGCGACCUGCACUUCUACGUCAUCAUCAACCCGGCGAACGGGCCCAGCAAGACCUCCUACCCAGACGACCCCACCAUCGGGGCCAAGUGCAACAUCGAGCACGGCUGUAACAAAGACUGGACUUAUAACAUCGCCAAGAUCAACGCGCUGGAAAACGCCCAGACCCUAGGUUACAUUUACACCCGGUACGGCGACACGUCCCGCCGCAGCAUCGACGACAUCGAGACGGACAUCGCCGAGUACGCCAACUGGACCACAGCCCCGACGUGGGAUAAUCUCAAUGGGAACAUAACAAUGCACGGCCUCUUCUUCGACGAGACAGCCACGGAGCCGGAGCACUUGGCUGAAUACCGCGACCUGGUCAACUUCGCCAACCAGUCUUUCGCCACGCCCGACCGCGGCCUCUACAGUGUCGUCCUGAAUCCCGGGACGAAUCUCAGUCCCAUGAAUAACUACGAAACCGACAUGUUUUCCCUCGUUACCGCCGUCGUAACCCGCGAGACAUGCUGGGUCCCAGUCGGGAGCGAUAGCGUUGACUGCCCCGGUAACUACACGCCUUUUGACUACGCUAGCCUAAGUUCUGGGAAUGGUUUGCCCAGCAACCCAGCUUUGAACCCUCAGGCGGUGGUUAUUGUGCACCAGUUCCACGAUGCGACGGGUGGCAGACCGGCAACGAAUGAGACGCUGCUUGAGCAGCUUAGGGGGAUUGUGGGGUUGGGGCUGCAUAGCACAUAUUUUACGAGCGGGUCGUGGCAGAACCAGACUGUGCCGCCGGCUGAUGUUGGGAACUUUGCGGACUUGUUGAGUAGGGCUAAUAACGAUACGGCUACUGCCGGGAGACUCUGA